Molecule: messenger RNA, 7789 nt
Organism: Bombus pascuorum
Lineage: Eukaryota; Metazoa; Arthropoda; Insecta; Hymenoptera; Apidae
Gene: per
Product: period circadian protein
Exons: 17
Coding region: 425-3880 (1151 amino acids)
Biological process (GO): circadian regulation of gene expression; entrainment of circadian clock by photoperiod; negative regulation of transcription by RNA polymerase II
Cellular component (GO): nucleus; cytoplasm
Molecular function (GO): transcription cis-regulatory region binding; transcription corepressor binding
Source: RefSeq, a predicted model, not a curated record
CGUGCAGCAUGAUGCGGAACAGUCGCUCCGCGCGGUAGAUAUGUAAUGUGUGGUUCAGUUCAGUCUUCAUAGACAUCGUCGUCUAGAACGCAUCGUGGUGUUUAUUAUAUUAUUGUGAAACCAACUGAAAAUUAGUGAAAGUCUAUUUCUCUAUUUACUGAUUUUUUAUCACCGAUCAAAUGGUGCGUUAUUCUUAAUUUAAUUAUUAAUGGUGAAUGCGAUACAUUAAACAAAAAAAACUUAUUCCCUUUUGUUCAUACAAAUACGAAUAAUUUGCCUUCGCUUAUUUCUUUAUCAGUUCUUAACACUUUUACUGCCACGAAAUAUAGAAAUGACGCGUGAACAUCGAGUUCAAUUAAUUUAGCAGCAGUGUUGUGACUUAACGGAUAUCGUCUAAAAGAAACGCUACCCUUAGAAGACAACGAUGGAAGAAGUAUCCACUGAAAAUGCUAAGGUGUCGGAUUCGGGAUAUUCCAAUACUUGUAGCAACAGUCAAUCGCAACGUAGUAGUGGCAGCUCAAUCUCGAGAAACAGUAACCGCUCCGAAAGUAGCGGUUAUUGCGGUAGACGCCCCUCGACAUUUGGAUCCAGCAACGAAGCACUACCGCAGCCAAUCAGCAAAAGAAAGGAUAAAGAAUACAAGAAGAAGAAGUCGAAGACGAUUUUGGCUGUUAACGCUGAGACAGAUAUUAUCCUGAAAAGUGCCGGCACACCGCCAGAGGCUGUGUCUUAUAGUGUCACCGUCCCAACGAAGCCAAUACUUGAAAAAAAAUCAGAAAACAUGGGCAGGUAUGUCCAAGAAGAACAGAAUAUAACGACGAGAAUUUUUGUUGGGUGUAUACAAGAAGAAGUAGCCAUAGAAUUGGUGGAUGCAACGGAUCCCGGCGAGCACAACGGCGAUAACGUCACAGAUGUGGAAGUAGGACUUGCUUCUCGUACGAAUCCUCUGGAUGAUUCCGCCUCUCAAGCCAAUGAGGGAUUUUGCGCGGUGAUUUCGAUGCAUGAUGGCCUCGUGUUGUAUACGACUCCCUCGAUAUGCACAGCUCUAGGAUACCCCAAGGACGCAUGGAUUGGCCGAUCUUUCAUUGACUAUGUACACCCCAAGGAUAAGGCUACACUGGCCGAUCAGAUUUCAAGCAGUAUAGUGUCGCCUCAAGAAGAUAGACCGAAAGGUAUUAACGGUAGAAGGGCAAGUUUAUUCUGCGGGUUGCGAAAGUUUACGAGAUCGAUUAUUCACCAGUCCAAUGAUCAGCAUAAGGCGGCGAGGUCGAAUUUCUACCUUCCGUUCCACUUGACCUUAUCGUUCAGGGAUUUUCGAGACCGUGCAACUGAACAGCAACACAAAGCAAUGUUCCUGGUGGUUACUGCCCAACCUGUUCAUUCUGCAUAUAAAGCGCCAGAAGAAACGAUAAUAUCUUCGGUAUUCACGACCCGCCAUACUGCGACCUGCUACCUAUCUCACGUCGAUCCCGACGUAGUCCAAUACUUUGGCUAUCUACCUCAGGAUAUGGUUGGCCGUUCGCUAUUCGACUUCUACCAUCCCGAGGAUCUGCCCUUCAUCAAAGACAUCUAUGAGACUGUGAUCAAGCUCGAAGGUGCCUCCUUCAGAUCGAAACCCUACAGGUUCGGAGUGCAGAACGGAGGCUACGUCGUCCUCGAAACAGAGUGGUCGUCCUUUAUCAAUCCCUGGACGAAAAAACUAGAGUUUGUCGUAGGUCAACACAGGGUACUGAAAGGUCCAGCAAAUCCUGAUAUCUUUCGCUUACCAUGCGCAACUGAGUAUGGUCAAUUGGCUAACAUUAGCGAGGAGGUGCUAAAAGAGGCCAAGAUCAUACAAGGAGAGAUACGUACACUUCUUGACGAGAACAUCCAAAGAAAGUCAGAUAUAACCGAGCUUGAUGUGUCAAAGAGGUGCAAGGACCUUGCGUCCUUCAUGGAAAAUCUGCUGCAAGAGACGAGGACGCCUGGUCUUGGGAAAGAUGUGCUCGCUACCGACGACAGGAGUUUUUCGGGAUCACGCAAUCCCUUGUUACAGGAGCACGACAGCGUGAUGCUUGGUGAGAUUUCGCCCCAUCGCGAGUACUACGACAGUAAAUCGUCCACUGAGACACCACCAAGUUACAAUCAGCUCAACUACAACGAAAAUAUUGAAAGAUUUUUUAAGAGUAAGCCACCGGUUGCCACCAUGUAUGGCAGUGACGAAGAGAAUAUUAAUUCCAGCAACGAUGAAGGCGAAAAGACAAGCCCGAAUUCAGCAGUGAGAAAAUGCAUGUCACCGAUAAACGGAAGCGGUGGGAGCGGCAGUGGUAGCGCAGAAAAUCUAAGCAGUGGUUCGAACAAUCAAACAAGCUCAGCGAGUAGAGGCAAUACGUCGAAUACAACUAGCACGGAAAGUUUCAAACCUCCAACGUUGACAGAGUCGUUGCUCAAUCGUCACAAUGAGGAUAUGGAGAAGUUGAUGAUGCAGAAGCAUCGGGAACUUCGAUCUAGCAUUAAGGCCAGCGACAAAUUGAAGGAUUCUCGAAUAAAAACCACCGAGAAAAUGUCGACGGACCCGAACACGCAUUUUAUUAAUCAAGGUCAUGGAGUUAAGAGAAGCGGAAGCCAUAGCUGGGAAGGAGACAGUUUUAAAGUUUCAAAGCAUGACGAGGUGUCAAGAACAAGUACUGCGGGUCAGUUCCCUACGAAUGUCACGACGACAGUCACAAGCAUGAGCGUCGAUCAAUCUACCGUAAUUCAAAAAGGUGCCAACAUCAAUUUGUGGCAGCCUUUAUCGGUUACUGUGCCCCCUGCCUCACCUGCUCAACCACACAAUGUGCCACAAAACACGAAUUCACAAGCAAUACCCAAAGUACCAAUACUGCCGCCAAUGAUACCAGUGUAUUAUAUUCCCGUACCACAAACUAAUGAUCCUGCAGUUUUAUCAUCUCUACAAGAGAAACUUAGUCCGCCUCAUUCAAUGCAACCCCCACAACCAAAUCCUUAUAUGUUUGUGCCAGUUUCAUAUGUGACGACGGCGAUGGCCGGUGUCAUUUAUCCUCCAGUAAUAGGUGCCCCGUCAGCGGGCAUGAUGUACAGACCAUUCUUGAUUCCCGAACAAACAUCAGUCACGCGUGAAAAUAAUCAGUCUACAAUGAACAAAUGCUCCGAUCGAAAACGUCCAGCGAGCCAAGCAACAAGCGUAAAAGCUGAACCGGGUAGCAGUAUGGCUAUGUCAGAAUCUUCUAAAAAAGUACUAUCACCCGGUGAAUUAUUCUCUUCUUGCGUGAGCAAUGACGGAGGUUGCUCGAGCUUAGUGGAUGCACCAACGCCAGUGAAUCAAAAGAUCCACAAACAAAACGACUACUCCGUAGACGAAUCGAGCUCGUCGAGUUUUUACAGUAGUUUCCUAUAUAAGAGCAGUGAUAGCAGCUGCAAUCCAGAUCAAAAGCCAACAGAAUAUCUGCCAGAGGAGAGUAUGAUGAAACAACAUUAUGGGAAGCGAAGAAAAGAGCCACCGUGGCUCGAAGGUGUUCAAUUAACUCCAGAAUUAAUAUACGAGUAUCAAAUACAUCCCAAAACUCUGAACGAAGUACUUCAAGCAGACAUGGAUGCCUUAAAAAAUUUCAAUCAACCCCUUUUGGUUAACGAUCAAUUGGGUCAGCUUUAUCUGGACUUAGAGGUCGAGGGGUUCGAAACGAAGCUUGUUCUCGAAGAUGGGAUUACUUCUAGUGGUAGUGACAGUGGAAGCAGCAGCGGAAGUUGGACGGCUGGUACAGUGUCACAGCAAAAACAUAGAAGGCGAAUGGUGAAAUACGGUAAACUUGUGAUGAUUCACGAAGAGAAUGCACCAUUGCCACCGGCGCUACCACCUCAGUCCGUACCUUGCCAGCAAUUAUAGUAAAAACCUUGUACAACCAAUUUGCAAUUAACUUCUGUUUUCAAGUUCAAAUUGUUUGCUUGCAAUGCCAUACUUCGAUGUUGGUUCUAAUACCUACGUUACAAUUGAUCGCUGAGUACAAUGCCAAUGUCAUUUAGGCUACUUUAUUUUAUUUUAUUAAAUUUAUAUUUUGAGGCAGAUGACAUUCUUUACAUUAUUCAAAUUUACAGAUUUACGAUUAACUUUUUAUAUAUCUUUAGUCGUUUGGAAAAAUACUUGUUUAACUUUUUUCUUAUGACAGACAUAUAUUAAUAGUUAUUACCAAUACAUAUAUAUAUUUAGUCCUUGAAGCACUUAAUGUUAUUGAUUGAUUUAAGAAUAGUAGUUUUAUUUUUGUAAAUUGUUCAUUAUUAUUUUAACUGCCUCAAAUAAGUUUCCUUGUAUUCGAGCAUGAUAUCAAUUCAUAUAUUUAAAUAUACAUAUAUAUAAUAUUAUAAAAUGGAAAAUCAAAAUCAUAUUGCUUAAAAAGUUAGUGAUUUGGUAAGGCUUAAGUCCUUUUUCUCGUUCAAACGAAAUUUACUGGUAUUUUAUUAUCUCCGAUGAUGGUAUUUUUACACAUCUACCAUGCAGAUGAUAAUUUUUAGACAUAUUUAGAUACUCAUGUCUCAAGUAUGGGAAACGUUUCAGUUAAACUACAAGGUUCCUGUAACCGGGCAGACAUUGACGUCCACGUGAUUGUCUCUAAUCAAAUUGAAUUCUAUUCGAUCAUCUUUUUUGUUCAUAUAUAAGUUAGUUAUUAAAUUUUCAUUAUUACAAAAAUAGAAAAUCCGUUGGAAAGUCUGUCGCCUGCACAACACUUGAUAUAGAUUUAAUAUAAUUAAAAAUGGAUGCUGAAGAGAGAAGAUAGAGUGAAUUGAUGUAUGUUAUUAAUAAAAUUGUAUACAUAUAGGGUGAGAUGGAAAUCGCAGUACAACGAAGAGUAGGUGGUGAUCUAGGUGAAAAAAUAAAUAUAUAUAAAAUUUUUUCAUAAGAUGCUUCAUUUUCGAGAAAAAUAAAUUUGAACAUGUGUUUUAUAUAUGUACGUACACACCACACCAGUCUUCAACGUGUUCAAACUUUAUUUUUUUGAAAAUGAGGCUUUUAAAGGAAAAAUAUCAUUUUCAAUUUUUAUAUAAUAACAUCCUGCUGAUUGUUUACUCCUAUCUAGUCAUUUUUACUUUAUUUUCAAAUGUAAUUUUGAUUAUAUACCCCUGUUGAUUAUAUACUCUUCUUUAGUCCGGAAUUAACUAAUUAAUUAUACUGAUCAAAUUUUGAAGCUCAAUUUUCUCAAAAACAAAGCCUCGAAUGAAAAAAUGUUAUACCAAAUUUUCUUCUUAUCUUUUCACGUAGAAUCACCGCCUACCCUGUUGUACUACGAUUGCCGUUCCAUCCUAUAUACAAUAUAAAUAUAAUUUUAUCAAUAGCAGAGCUAAAAAUGAAGUUGGAUCAAUACGUUGAUUCCUCGACAUAUAAUAUGUACAUAUAGCCUUUCGUUGAGCAACGAUUUUCAUUCUCAUUUAUAAUCAAUUUUUCAUAAUGAUACUUUAUCAUUAUGUUAGGUAUUUUAAGUAGGUUUAAAUAGUUGUACUUUUUAAGGAAGAUUAUUUUUCUAAUAUUUUACAUUACAUAUUGAUUAUUUUUUCUCACUUUAUUCUUAACGACAUCGGAUUAUAUUUCAUUGAUAUUUAACAUAUACUAUAUUUACUUUGAAAUUAUUAUAAAUAGUGAAAAUUCUGAUUUUGAUAUGGGACCAAGUAUUGAGAUCAUUCGUCUUUGAACACACAAUAUUGGAUACGCUACCUCAACAUGAACGUAUUUCCAUUCACAUAAAAGAGAUAAAAAUAUAUGUAAUUCGAAAAUAUAAUUCAUUAUAUAGUCAGUAGUAUAAAUUAAAGAUUUCGAUUGAAUAUAUAUUUAACAUUUUUAAAUAUAUACUAUCUUACAGCCGAUGUAAUAAGCUUUUUUAUCUCGUAAUAAUUCUAAUCUUUUCAAAUUUGUUCAAUGAAAUUAUACUAAUAAAUUUUGUAUUCGUUUAUAUUUGUAAUCCUAAUAGUAAUUUUUAUAUUUAUACCAUGAUGAUGAAAAUUCUCAUUUAAUAUUGAAUAUACGUAUUUGUAUAUUUUCCAUAUUAUUGUAAAAAAUAAUUUUACUAUUCAUAUAUGUAUGUUUCAUAAUACAGAACUGAAAAGAUUAUAUUUACAUGUUCAUUCAAUAUGGGAAGAGUAUCAUUCUAAAAUCUUUAUUCUAACAUUUGUAUGAUCGAAGAAUAUUUUAUAUACCACCAAUUUGUAUACAGCAUAUAAUGAUUGAUAUACCUAUUGUAUUGUGUAAUUAAGAGGUAGAAAAGAUAUUUUGUAUACCAAUGAUCUGCAAACUUUUUAAUUAAACGGUGUGGCCAGUUCACUAAGAGAUCAUGAUGCUGAUUUUAUAAAUGUGAAAGGCGAAAAGAAAAUGAAGCGUUAAACGUCCCUUAUCCUGUAGAUCGUAAAUCUAGUCCACAUUGUAUACAAUAAUACCACAAUUAUAUUACAAAGACUUUGUAAAGAAACCGAACGAUGUUAAUUCGACUAAGAUUAUUCAAGCAACAUUGUCCGUUUUUAUAUGAAUAUUUAAUAUCGACUAUAUCUGAAACAAAGAAACGAAGGUGCCGAUACUAAAUAUUUUUACGAAAUAUUAAUCUUUUUUUUAAAUAUAAUUCGAUCAAACUAUAAAAACUGAUUAUCAUCAUCAGGCUGGAAAAUUCUAAAUGAACAAGCUAGAGUGAUAGUGUCGAUGAUUUUGGUUUUAAGAAAUUCAACCUACGAGUCUUAUUCUUCGUUUUCUAAGACCACAUACGUUGGCACAAAAAUUUAUGAUUUCUUUUGACAAUUGACUGUUUAAGAGAUAUAUGUGUGAAUGAAUAAAUACGUGUAUGUACAUUCGUAUAAUAUACAUGUACAUGUACACAUGCAUUUAUUUGUUUCACUUAGAGUACGUUUUCUUUUAGCAUUUGUAUUUAAGCGCCACGAAUGUGCGAUAAUAAUAGUUCAUAUUACAAUAGACAUGUUCGUCUAACGAACGGUAUUUAUAUCUCGCUUGUAUGCUCUUCCCGCUUUUCAGAUACAGCUCUUUUUACCGCACGUCGAGUGUGAAAAUCUCUAAGAAAUAACAUAGAUAAUAUACGAAUAAUGAGAAGUGAUAAGAAAAUUUACUUCUUGGUUGUAUCGUUUAUCUUUCUCUUGCAGUAUUAUAAUAAUAAUAACAGGUUUAAGGAAAUUGUAAUUAUGAAAAACUAAUACAAAACUAACGUCUCAUGUAAGGAAUAUCUCGUUCAAUCACGGUUGAAUCUGUUUGAUUUAGAAUGCAAUAGAUAGUCUUCUGCUGGUUUUAUUACAUUAUUUAAAACAAUUUGUAUAUUACUUAUUUUAUAUCUUAUGAUUGUACGUUGAUUCACGUAACAAAUGUUUGUUAUAACGCCGAUGCGACGAUGAAUAAUGGACUUGGUAUAUUAUUGAUAAAUAUUAUUACACGAAAUACGUUUAUAUCACAUUACGUCUUGGGAUCUAUAGAAACGACUGACUCUCGUGCAGUUUGUCAUAAUAUUUGAUAAGUACGAAAGAUUAGAAUAUCGUGUACUAGUAUCCGAAUACUUUUCCUCUACAAUUUUUUAUAUGCAUUUACAAUUUUAUAAAUGCAAACGAUAUGAUCGAUUUGUCUAAAUAGUCUAGGCAUACAUUUUUCAGCUUAUAUGCUAGUAUCUAAAUCUCUGUAUAAUCUAAUGCUCAAUUUUAAAUAACUAUAAACUGCAUGAGUCAAAUGUUUAUAGAAUUCAAUACAAUUAAUCUUAAUUUGUUACAUUACAUCUGGAUUGUAAUAACAUAAUAAUAAUAACUGCAAUAUACAUACCAGGCA